AUGGGAAUCCCCGUGACGUCACGACAGGGGGAUUCCUGCCUCGCUGGGGGAGUGCCCCGGGCUUUGGGGGUCUCGGUUAUGACACAGAGGUUUGAGAGGUCUCGGCAGUUCAGGGGGCCACCCCCGAACAGGGUCUGGAUGACACACGGGGAAACGGUAACCCCUGAGGCCAGUCCCCCCCGCGCCGCUCCGCCCCAGACGGUGAAGCAGCUGCUGAAGGAGCUACGGCAGCAGAAGAGCAGGGAAGGGGCGAGAUCCCCGGUUUUGGCUGUGCCCUCCCCGCGCCCCUCGGAUGGCUCUCCCUGGCCCGUUGUCCCCGCGGUGACUCCCGGCCUCUGUGAGGUCCCACACGUGUCCCAUGGCAGCCCGGGAGGGGCCCAUGGGGGAAGGGUCUCCGGUCCGAGGGGGUUCCAGGCUGCUGCCAUCCCCGGCCCUGCCUGGCCCCAUCCCGCAGUGCCGUGGGGACAAUUUGGGGCCUCUCUGCUGGGAAGGGAGAUCCAAGAGCCGUACCCUGAGCCCCAGGACCUGGCAGCCGCCCGCGCCGUGCUGGGGGGCCGAGACCCCCGGGAGCUGCUGCUGCAGGACGAGGAGGGGGACACGCUGCUGCACGUGCUCUGUGCCGGGGGGCAGUGGGCGCUCGCCCGGGCUGCGGCCGAGGCUCUGCGGGACCUGGGGGGACUCGAGGUGCGGGAGCACCUGGGCAAGACUCCCCUGCUGGUGGCAGCAGCAGCUGCAGCCCCGGAGAUUGUGCGGGACCUGCUUGUCCUGGGGGCCAACCCUGACGCCGCUGACCACGGGGGCCGCACGGCGCUGCACCUGGCUGCAGCCUAUGGGCACCCCGAAAUCCUCCAGGCCAUGAUGUCCUCGGGGGUUCCUGUCAACGUGGAGGCCAGAAACUUUGAGGGCCAGACCCCUCUGCACUGCGCUGUCCUGGCCCACAAUGCCUCCCUGCAGGGAGGGCACAGCCCUGUGGGGGGCUCUGCAGGGGGGUCCCCCACUCCCCAGGACCGAUUCCGCUGUGUGGAGCUGCUCCUGCUGAUGGGGGCAGACAGCAGCAGCCAGGACACCAAAAGCAGCCUGACAGCUCUGCACCUGGCUGUGAGGGGAGGCAACCUUGCUCUGGCCCAUCUGCUGCUGCGCCAGCCUGGCAUGGCACCCCGCCUGGUCAACAUGAAGGCCCACGGGAACACCCCCCUGCACAUGGCAGCAGCCCUGCCCGGGACCCCCAGCCAGGAGCCCCUCGUGAGGCUGCUCCUGGCCUGGGGCGCCGACCCCAGCGCCCGCAACCUGGAGCACGAGCUGCCCCAGAGCCUGCUGCCCCCGGGGGCCCCCGGAGAGCAGCUCCGCCUCCUCCUGAGGAGCCGCCGGGGGUCCCAUCGCCCCCCGCCCAGCGCCGAGUGACGUCAGAGGGGCGGGGUCUCCCCGGUAUCAGAUGGGGGGACACCCCCAUAUUGGGGGAUUGAACUUUUCCUGAUUUCAAUGAAAUUGCCCCCAAAUUUCUGUGAAAUGAGUCUGAACCACAUUGGUUUGGUGGGGGGAGGAACACGGAGGGAGUCGAGCCCUUGCCCUUCCCCCCAGCCUCAUUAAUGGGGGCUGCUAAUGAGGGGCGUCUCCUCUAAAUUGGGGAAUUUGGGUGGAACAUGCCAAAUUGGAGAGGAAACCCAAAA
This is a messenger RNA of Melospiza georgiana, 1667 nucleotides long. RefSeq names its product NFKB inhibitor delta (gene NFKBID). The record is from RefSeq and is a predicted model, not a curated record. Gene Ontology annotation, molecular function: protein binding. Gene Ontology annotation, biological process: regulation of gene expression. Gene Ontology annotation, cellular component: nucleus. NCBI's taxonomy places the organism in Eukaryota, Metazoa, Chordata, Aves, Passeriformes, Passerellidae. The transcript is spliced from 12 exons. The coding region runs from base 1 to 1401 and encodes 466 amino acids.